Messenger RNA from Drosophila ficusphila, 649 nucleotides. RefSeq lists its product as uncharacterized. The coding region runs from base 90 to 464 and encodes 124 amino acids. The transcript is spliced from 3 exons. The record is from RefSeq and is a predicted model, not a curated record. NCBI's taxonomy places the organism in Eukaryota, Metazoa, Arthropoda, Insecta, Diptera, Drosophilidae.
UAUGCAAGCCCAGCUGUUCCUAUUUUUUACCAGUUACCUCAAAACUGGGGCUUGCCAUUUAUUUUCUUCGUUCAUACAGUUUAGUCGAAAUGAUUCUAUUGAAAGCAUUCUUGCUCUUGAUAGCAGUUCAGGCCUCAACCACUUCACUUUCCACACCACAAUCCUAUGAAAACUUUUCCGUUUUCAGGGUUUAUAUUAAAAAUCAUUCUGAUCAACAAGUGGUUGAUCAACUCCUUGAGCAACAUGUAAUCUACAACUUAUGGCACCGAUCCAUAACCGAAGUCCAUAUAAUGGUGAGCCCAAGGGCUCGGGACAAUUUUCUGGCUGUAAUGCGUAAGGAAAACAUUGUAGUAGAAGUAAUGAUAGAAAAUGUUCAGGCACUUAUAGAUAAGCAGAGCGGAAAAAUUCUUUCAAUUGCUGGUACUGAUUUAAAAAAUGCCGACAUUACAAGGACUCUAUUUUGAAUCAAAAUUAAGGACAAUAUAAAAUUUGUUGCACUGGAAAAAUUAAAAAAAAAUUUUUAAAAAAAUAAAACAAAAAAUCAAGAUAAAGUUAAGAAAACAAUAUUUUCAGCCCAAGAUACAAAGUGUGAUAGAUUCCCAAAAAUGUUUAAUAUUAAACAUGGCCCAAUCACAUGAUUUAAAAGCCA